AUUGACUAAACAAACUGCAUUUGUUGAGAGUCCAUCACUCAAAAGUCAUCCAAAAAACACAGACUAAAUAAACAAACAGUCUGCACUUUGUCAAAGAUGUGUCUUUCUCCCAAAUUACUUGAAGAGUCGUUGCCCUUUCUGCCCAAAAAUAAAGGAAAUUAAAACCGAAGAAUUCCCAUUUCCAGUCGCAAUCGGUCCACGAGGAGUUUAUUUUUGUUCCAGGCGCGAAGUUUUCGGUUUCUCUGGGAAUCUUCAUUUGGGUUAUAUUUAGUCAACUUCCCGGGGCUCCAGAGCUAUAAAGAAAGGCUUUCAGAUCGUUUCGCUAAACUUGAAACAAUCAAUAGUUAAAUAAUACUCUAAUAUCUCAACUUCUAAAACAGGAAGUUAAUGUAACAAAAAUUCAGCUUUCAAAUUGGCAAAGCUAUGUGGCAAAGAUGGUGUAUUGGUAUAGGGUAUUGAACAUUAAGAUUCAUGUAAAAUCAGCCAACUGGCUGGACUAAGUGAAUUUUAAUUGAAAAGUCGCGGUACCUGGUCCGCCCCCAAAAAUUAAGCAAUCAAGGAAACCAAUUAGGGCAGUCCUAUAUAAAGUAGCUCCCAAAUCGGACUGUAUCAAUCCGAACUGGGACUUGGGCAAUGGACUACGAUCGAAUUCGACCGGUGCGCUACUUGACGGGUAUACUGAAGUGGUGGCGACUCUGGCCAAGGAAGGAAUCGGUAUCCAGGCCGAACUGGACCAACUGGCAGGGAUAUGCGUUGCACGUGCCAUUCACCUGGUUGUUUGUGGUGCUGCUGUGGGUGGAGGCCAUCAGAAGCAGGGACAUACAGCAUACCGCGGAUGUCCUUUUGAUCUGCCUAACCACAACUGCGUUGGGCGGUAAAAUGAUCAACAACUGGAAGUACGCCCAUGUGGCCCAAUGCAUUCUGACCGAAUGGAGCACGUGUGAUCUCUUCGAGCUGAGAAGCCAACAGGAAGUGGAUAUGUGGCGAUUCGAGCAUCGACGUUUCAGCCGGGUUUUCAUGUUCUAUUGCCUGUGCAGUGCUGGCGUAAUUCCAUUCAUUGUGAUUCAGCCGUUGUUCGAUAUCCCCAAUCAAUUGCCCUUCUGGAUGUGGACACCAUUCGACUGGCGGCAGCCGGCGCUCUUUUGGUAUCCAUUCAUCUACCAGGCCAUAACCAUUCCGGUUACCUGUAUGUGCAACAUCACCAUGGACGCCGUUAACUGGUACAUGAUGCUGCAUCUGUCCCUGUGCCUGCGAAUGCUGGGCCAGCGAUUGGGUAAGCUUCAGCAUGAUGACAGGGAUCUGAGGGAGACGUUCCUGGAGCUGGUCCAACUGCACCGCAGACUCAAGCAACAGGCCUUGGGCAUUGAGUGCUUUAUUUCGAAGAGCACGUUCACCCAAAUCCUGGUCAGCUCCCUAAUCAUUUGCUUCACUAUUUACAGCAUGCAGAUGGUAAGCGUCUGCAGUUUAGGCUUUCCAAUCGGCUAUAACUCUGUUAACCCCUGUUUAGAGUCCCGUCCUGCAGGACUUGCCAGGUUUUGCAGCCAUGAUGAACUACUUAUUGGCCAUGAUCAUGCAAAUCAUGCUGCCCACCAUAUAUGGCAACGCGGUCAUCGAUUCUGCAAAUAUGCUGACCGAUUCCAUGUACAAUUCCGACUGGCCGGAUAUGAAUUCCCGAAUGCGUCGCCUAGUUUUGAUGUUUAUGGUGUACUUAAAUCGACCAGUGUCCUUAAAAGCCGGUGGCUUUUUCCAUAUUGGUUUACCUUUGUUCACUAAGACCAUGAAUCAAGCAUACAGCUUGCUGGCCUUACUGCUCAACAUGAACCAAUAGAGACGAAGUUGUGUCCUAUAAAAUACUCUGCAUUCUAUUUUGGAUUAGCCCAAAGUUUUCGCAGCUCGUUUGGAGAUUUAUUGCCGCGCGUCUUGUUAUGCAAAGUUCUAAAAAUAUAUUGUAGCAUUGCACGAAAUACACGUUUUCCUAUAUAUACUGUAUGUUGAGUGCACAUGAAAUGUAGAAAUGCAAGUGACGAAAAUAAAUUCGAAUUUGGACGUGCUCAAAAAUUUGCGGGAAAAGCUUUAGCUCUGGUACUACUUAUUACCAAAUAAACAAAGGGGAUCGAAAAACACACUUCAGUGCCUUGUAAUAAUAUAAACAUAAUUUCUUUGAAUUAUGUUUAUG
Molecule: messenger RNA, 2176 nt
Organism: Drosophila yakuba
Lineage: Eukaryota; Metazoa; Arthropoda; Insecta; Diptera; Drosophilidae
Gene: Or71a
Product: putative odorant receptor 71a
Exons: 2
Coding region: 634-1773 (379 amino acids)
Biological process (GO): detection of chemical stimulus involved in sensory perception of smell; sensory perception of smell
Cellular component (GO): plasma membrane
Molecular function (GO): olfactory receptor activity; odorant binding
Source: RefSeq, a predicted model, not a curated record